GUUAUCAGUAACUGGCGCACUGGUGGCACGCACGGCAGCCGUUAUCAAACGACAAAACGCACUUCAAAAAAUCCUUUAUCUGCACUCUAGCUAUUAUUCAUAUUUCAUAAUUCACAUAUCUCUUUUAAUUUUUUUUUCUCAUCCCGACUACUUAUGUGCACGCUCGUGAUGGGCUGACAAGCUGAAGCCGACGUCCGUCCUAGUAGUCGACACCCACACCAACAACGCCUAUGACUAUCCGCUCUUCAACCCUGUUCCGACGCACGUUUUUCACCCUUGCCCUAACCCGUGGGGUUCUUUCUCGACUCUCCUUUCAAAAUGAAGUUCGCCGAACACCUGCAGGCGCACAUCACCCCGGAAUGGCGGAAGCAGUACAUCAACUACGAGGACAUGAAAGUAAUGUUGUACAAAGCAAUUGAAGAAGCGCCGUCAGCAGAGUCGACGGACCAAGAGAGUCUAUUCCGGAGAUUCACACAGUUCGAUGAACAUUUCUUACAGUAUUGCGAGAGAGAACUGGCAAAAAUCAAUGUCUUCUAUUCGGAAAAACUUGCGGAAGCUAUGCGCAAAUUUUCUACAUUGAAGAGCGAGUUGGAUUUACUUAGUUCUACGGCGAUCAAAAUGAAGGACUAUAGUAAAAAAAAUGACUCUAAUAAACCAAGUAUAGCACCGCGUAAGGUUCAAGAGCUUAAACUGGCAUUUAGCGAAUUCUAUCUUAGCUUGAUAUUAUUGCAAAACUAUCAGAAUUUAAAUUACACAGGGUUUAAAAAAAUCUUAAAAAAGCACGAUAAGUUGUUAAAUAAAGAAAGUGGUGCAAAGUGGCGCCAAGAACAAGUGGAGGUGUCUCAUUUUUAUUUGAACAAAGACAUAUUACGUUUAAUAAAUGAAACUGAACACACAGUGACUAAUGAUUUGGAAUACGGUGAUAGACAAAAAGCUAUGAAACGAUUGCGUGUUCCUCCGUUAGGCGAAACACAGAGCCCAUGGACAACGUUCAAAGUGGGCCUGUACUUGGGAUGCCUAAUUGUUUUGUUUGUAGCAAUUUUUAUCUCUGCCACUUUCGAAAACAAAACCAACUUGAAACAAGCAUUCCGUUUGUACCGAGGACCAUUCCUGUUGAUAGAGUUCCUUUUUCUGAUCGGCAUUAACGUUUAUGGAUGGCGUUCUUCCGGAGUGAACCACGUGUUGAUAUUUGAACUUGAUCCGAGGAAGCACGUCACAGAACAACACAUGUUCGAAAUAGCCGGCAUAUUGGGCGUGGUAUUCGCACUUAGCAUUCUUGGUUAUUUAUAUUCUGAAGCGUUGAGCAUACCUACAUACAUCAAUCCGUUAUCGCUGUUUGUUAUUUUCAUACUGCUGACCAUCAACCCGAUAAAAAUAUUUUACUUUGAAGCCAGAUUUUGGUUAUUACGCAUACUGUGGAGAAUGGUCUGUGCACCGUUUUACUAUGUUGGUUUUGCAGACUUUUGGCUUGCUGACCAAUUGAACAGUCUGGUGACGGUUCUUCUCGACGCUCACUACUUAGUUUGUUUUUAUAUGUACAACGACAACUGGUACCAGUCUUCGGAUGUAAAAUUCAAUAUCGAAGAAUACAUUAUAUCGAAACUAAUAGUCAAUUGUAUUCCUGCAUGGAUUCGAUUUGGUCAGUGCAUUCGACGUUACCGAGACACGGGAGAGUCGUUUCCUCAUUUGGCAAAUGCCGGAAAAUACUCGACUACAUUUUUCGUUGUAUUCGCUCGUGCCAUAUUGAAAAAAACCAAGAAUAACUAUGAUGAUAACUACGACAAUCCGUUCUUCUACUUUUGGAUCUUGUGUUCCGUGAUCAGUUCUAUCUAUACAUACACUUGGGACGUAAAAAUGGACUGGGGUCUGUUUAAUAAACAUUCCGGUGAUUAUUUAUUCUUGCGAGAAGAAAUAGUUUAUGAUAAUACAGGUUAUUAUUAUUUUGCAAUCAUCGAAGAUUUAUUAAUCAGAUUCGUGUGGAUACCGCAAUAUUUACUCACCAGUUACGGUAUUUUGAGCACAGAAAUGGCGAACUCUUUGACUUCGCCUCUAGAAGUAUUCAGGAGGUUCGUAUGGAAUUUUUUCCGUUUGGAAAAUGAACAUCUGAACAACUGCGGUAAAUUUCGAGCCGUCAGAGACAUAUCGAUCGCUCCGAUAGACUUUUCAGAUUCCGCUCAAAUCGUUCGGUUGAUGGACGACGAAAUGGGCAUAAUGAACAGGCGUAAGCGUAAAAGUAUAUCGUCCAAGAAGCCGCCCAAAGAGGAUAAACUCCAGUUGUUUGUUCCUAAUCACGCUUCGUAUACCCUAGAUUUGUCCGAGUAGUUUAAACGGCGUAUAUACUCGUGCAUAUUUUAAACCUAUCAGCCUAAUCAAUUUUAGGCACAGGAAACCAUUUUACCUAAAAUCGAAUGGGGGAAAAAGAAAAAGAAAGUUUGUUUUACAAAGAAUUUUGUUUCUUUGUAUCUGUUUUUUAAAAAAAAAUUUUCUCUUUUUCGAAAGCUCAAGUAUAUUAGACAACAUUGUAUCAAUGUACCCGUUGCAACAUUAUCGAAUUUAAGUUACAUAUUAACAUGUGUAUAUUUUUAGAAAUUUAGUUUUCUAAUAAACGAAAUUAACUUAGUCUGAUUUUAACUUGAUGAGGGUAUUGAACAUUUUGUAUACAACGUAUUGUUACAUAUUGUGAUCUCUGGCUUAUUGUUAUUAUAGUACUUAUUAAAAUUUUAAAUUAAACUUUGUUUAAUUUAUAGUAUAACUUUAUUUAGUUGAAAAAAUAUAUGCAAAUAUUUUAAUUUUCAAUGAGAGAUUAAAAAAAAACAAAAUUAUUGUGAUUUAAAGGAACAUUAUUUAGUCAUCGAUACAAACAUGAC
Molecule: messenger RNA, 2867 nt
Organism: Adelges cooleyi (spruce gall adelgid)
Lineage: Eukaryota; Metazoa; Arthropoda; Insecta; Hemiptera; Adelgidae
Product: xenotropic and polytropic retrovirus receptor 1-like
Exons: 10
Coding region: 319-2322 (667 amino acids)
Biological process (GO): phosphate ion transport; cellular response to phosphate starvation
Cellular component (GO): plasma membrane; cytoplasm; Golgi apparatus
Molecular function (GO): inositol hexakisphosphate binding
Source: RefSeq, a predicted model, not a curated record